Molecule: messenger RNA, 3034 nt
Organism: Anguilla anguilla (European eel)
Lineage: Eukaryota; Metazoa; Chordata; Actinopteri; Anguilliformes; Anguillidae
Product: eukaryotic translation initiation factor 3 subunit I-like
Exons: 12
Coding region: 128-1105 (325 amino acids)
Biological process (GO): cytoplasmic translational initiation
Cellular component (GO): cytoplasm; eukaryotic translation initiation factor 3 complex, eIF3m
Molecular function (GO): protein binding; translation initiation factor activity; RNA binding
Source: RefSeq, a predicted model, not a curated record
GAAGAGAUCUCUGUCUGUUUAUUCUUCCACCACGUUGUCUGACAGCUGCAGACUUAGCGAAAGCAGUUGGACUCGUAAUUGACAGCAAAUUUCCCGCUAAAACCAACGGAUAUACUACGUUGAUAAAAUGAGACCCAUUCUCCUGCAGGGCCAUGAACGGUCCAUCACGCAGAUAAAGUACAACCGCGAAGGAGACCUGCUGUUCUCCGUGGCAAAAGACACGGUGACGAACGUGUGGUACUCCGUUAACGGGGAGCGGCUCGGCACGUACAACGGACACACGGGCGCCGUCUGGUGCGUGGACGUCGACUGGGACACCAAGAACGUGUUAACGGGAUCGGCCGACAACACCUGCAGGCUGUGGGACUGUGAGACCGGUAAGCAGCUGGCUCUGCUGGACACCAGCUCAGCGGUCCGGACCUGCGGCUUCGACUUCAGCGGGAACAUCAUCAUGUUCUCCACAGACAAGCAGAUGGGCUAUCAGUGCUUCCUCAACUACUUCGACCUGAGGGACCCCCAGCAGAUCGAGGAUAACCAGCCCUACAUGUCUGUGCCGUGCAGCGAGUCUAAGAUCACCAGCGCGGUGUGGGGGCCACUGGGGGAGUUUGUCAUCGCGGGCCACGAGAGCGGCGAGCUCAACCAGUUCAGCGCCAAGUCUGGGGAGAUACUGAAGAGCGCCAAGGAGCACACCAAGCAGAUCAACGACAUCCAGAGCUCUGUGGACCUCACCAUGAUCAUCUGCGCCUCCAAGGACAACACAGCCAAGUUGUUUGACUCCACGUCAUUGGAUCUCAUCAGGACCUUUAAGACGGAGAGACCGGUCAACUCAGCCGCCAUUUCGCCUAUCAUGGAUCACGUGGUCAUGGGAGGUGGACAGGAGGCCAUGGAGGUGACCACCACCUCCACCAGGAUCGGGAAGUUUGAGGCCAGGUUCUUCCACGCCGCGUACGAAGAGGAGUUCGGCAGAGUGAAGGGACACUUCGGCCCCAUCAACUGUGUGGCCUUCCACCCGGACGGGAAGAGCUACAGCAGUGGUGGAGAGGAUGGUUAUGUGAGGAUACACUACUUCGAUCCGCACUACUUCGAGUUUGAGAUUGACAGUUAAAGAGGAGAACUGGAACCACCUCCCCUCCCCUCUUCCUCACUCUUUAUCCCUCUAUUACCCUCUCUCCAUCCGUUACCCUCUCUCUAUCCCUCCCUAUCUCACCUUCCUUCUCUCAUUCUAUUACCCUUUCUCUCUCCAUCAUUGUUACCCUCUCUCUAUCCAUCCUUUUUACCCUCGCUCUUCAUCCUUGCUACCCUGCGUUCUGAGCCUCGUAGUGAUGUCACGCGCUGUGUCAGGAGUGACGUCAUAAAGGAGUGACAUCAUCACGUCUCACGGGUUAGCUCAGUGCUAUCCAGUGAGACGUGCUCCGCGUGUGAGGGUUCCAUCACAGCGAGACUCUCACACAGUGCACCGGCGGGAUUCUCACAAAGCAGUACGCCACCUGUGCGGCCUGAGUGGGCGUGUCCUGGCCCUGAGGGGGCGUGUGUCUUGGCCAGCUCCGCCCCACACCGCCGGAUCCCGCCGUCGCGUGCAGGAAGUCCCGACCGGGCCUCAAUAACGUCACAUGAUCCACCACGACUUCCUGUUCCGGGCAGCGGAGGCGGGUCGCUCCCCGUCCGCCAACGCGCUCGCUUAACAAACUGGGUUUUACCUGAACGCUUUUAUUUAUUUAUUUAUUUAUGUAUUUAUUUAUUUUUAUUUGUGUAAUCCUCUUUGUGCCUCCCUGGUCUGGGCACUUCUGUUUGCGCUGUACUCUUAAGUUUCUCCGGGUGAGAGAUUCUGCCGACUGGCAGUGUAGUGAACUGAAAUACCUCAUUCGGAUUAAAGUCUCUUUCAGAAGGGGGGGGGACUUUUGUGGCCACAAAACCACGAAAGGUUCAGCGGCGAAGACGGUGAAAGACGGUGAAAAUGGCGGCAGCGUCCAGGGGUGAGACGGACGUGCGAACAGGAAAUAACAGCCGGGGGUUAAGGCCUCUGUCCCUCUUUCAGAGCUCAGAGAGGAUUCCGGAAGCUUCCGCCAUUUCAGUGCACUACCACCCCACCCUUCAAAAUGACUCGGGGAAACUUUAUUCAUAUAUUUUGUCCGACGGCAAAGAUCUGACGUUGUAGCGCCUGGUUGAUGAAACGGGCAAAAGGGAUCUGAUGUAGCAGCAGCCUGCGGAUGCAUGCUCAAUAAAAAGACGUGUGUGUGGUGUUUUAUCCUCAUUUUAGUCAUUAACUGAAUGUAUUUCCUAUUGGAUUGACAGUGCAGGUAGGUUGCAACGGCGCGUUUUACGGAUAAGUGCAUGUUUUUCAAACGCCUGGAAACGCCACGGCCCAGGUAUUCAAACACACCGCUUGUUAAUGGAGGAGGAAGUGGCACUUUUUGUCUUUUUUUUUUUUUUGUUGUGGUUUUUUUUUGUCACGGUCUCUCUCAGUGGUUAGUGGCCUUUUCGUUCUCUGUGGAACGCAUGACUGCAUCUUUUAAUACCACAGUAAUGCACACGUGCAUUUUUUUUUGGCAGUUUUCUGUUCCCCAUAAAUUAACAUUUUGUGGGCAAGGGAAUGUAACACGCUACAAUUUUGGAUACACAUUUUUCCCUAGAUAACUAUUUCAUAUUCAGAACGUAUUGACUUGUUUGAUUGUAACCUUGCAUGUAAAUUGGCUCGUCUCAUUUUACAUCCAAAUCCAAAAUGAAACGCAUGAAAUACCCCAAGGUUAUUUUAAGGACGCACCUCUGUCUGAGUGCUGGUUUUACACGAACAGCUAACAUCAACGCAGGCAUUCACACUGCCUUCUUAACUGAAUAACAAGACAUGCAUAUCGGUCGUACCAUAACGAACACACCCCUUCCACUCUGUGCACCAAACAUUUCAGAAGCAGCCUUUCUCAUAAAGCUCCAGCUUCAGAAAACACUCAUAAACAAUCAGCAUUAUAUGAUGGUUUCGGAGUGAUAACACCUCUUCUGUAGUGUAAAUAAAUAAAUAAAAUAAACCUUGCACGUAAAA